UUUACGUUGUGUAAUGAUGUAGAGACAGCAUGUGAAGCAACAUGUGGCCCUUGACUGCUUGAUGUUUCUUACUGUUUACCGCUGUUUCAAAAUUUGGGGAAGAUUGAAUGUUUGUGUGUUAAAUGCUCAUUGGAAACACUGUUCAGUCUACAGAGUUAAGGAGUCAUUUAUUGAGCAUAUUGGUAUCGCUGAUAUUGUGUAGAAUAUACUCAGAAGAUUCCAUGGUGAAUUUGGAAAAGGUUCGGCUCACCAGGCAGGAAUAUUCUCCUGUUCAGGGUUCAUCUGAUGACUUGAAGGAUGACUAUCUGAGCACUGAGUUUGAGGAAGAACAUGGGGCCAGAGGGGCAGCUUUUCACUGCCAUACCAGUAGAACUGCAGUGGCCCAAAGCCAUGAGAAACUACAUGCUCGGAGAAAACUGCUAAUCACAUCUGUUGUCUGUUUGGUCUUCAUGAUUGGAGAAGUUAUUGGUGGAUAUGCUGCUCACAGUCUUGCUGUAAUGACUGAUGCAGCUCAUCUUCUGACUGACUUUGGCAGCAUCCUGAUCAGCCUCUUCUCUCUGUGGAUCUCCUCAAAACCUGCCUCCAAAAGCCUGACAUACGGGUGGCAUCGGUCAGAGGUUCUUGGUGGUCUUUUGUCAGUGCUGUCCAUAUGGGCUGUGACCACUGUGCUGGUAUUCAUGGCCAUCCAGAGGAUCAUCCAAAAUGACUACGAGAUACACAGCGGUGUCAUGCUCAUCACCUCUGGCUGUGCUGUGGUAGUAAAUAUCUUAAUGGCUCUUAUUCUCCAUCAGUCUCCACUGUCUCACAGUCAUUGCCAUAACCAUGGCAACACCAGCGUGAGGGCCGCUUUCAUCCAUGUGCUGGGAGAUUUGCUACAGAGCCUGGGUGUUCUGCUAGCUGCCACAAUCAUAUAUUUUCAGCCUGAAUGGAAAAUAGCAGAUCCUGUUUGUACCUUUCUGUUUUCUAUAUGUGUUCUUGCAACAACAUCUACAAUUCUCAAAGACAUAUUCAAAGUACUUAUGGAGGGAACACCACAUGGAGUAGACUAUGAUGCUGUGAAAGAAGCCCUGCUAUCAGUUAGAGGAGUCAAAGCUACUCACAGUCUUCACAUUUGGGCGCUGACCAUGAGUCAGCCUCAGAUAGCUGUCCACGCUGUCAUAGAUGAGCAGACCAAUCCGCAGUUUGUUCUUAUGGACAUGACAAAGCUGCUCCAGUCAGAAUUUGGCCUCCAUAACGUCACUGUCCAAAUAGAGACAUAUUCAGAUGAUGCUGCUUACUGUGACCAGUGCCAAGAACCAAUGGACUGAGAUACUGGAGCCUUGAAGAAGACAUACUUCUACAUUUUAAUGAAGAAUCUCAGACACUGUGGUUAUGUGGACAGUUUUAAAUUUAAUGUUGGGUCUCAUAUGUUUGAAGCACAGGGUGAGUGUGUCCAGGGUGGAAGGUGACUGUCUGGCCCUUUACAGACCCUACUUUGAUUGCAGCUGUUCCCUCUGCAUUGCCUACUCCUGUCAGAUCUGAAAAAGUAUAAGCUCUCCCUUAAAUCAUCGUUGUCCCCCCACAACAGAGCAGCCAGCUGAGGUCAACCUGUCUUAUUUACACCAUUAGUCACUUUCUCCU
This is a messenger RNA of Colossoma macropomum (tambaqui), 1620 nucleotides long. Its product is annotated as zinc transporter 2-like. Gene Ontology annotation, biological process: response to zinc ion; zinc ion transmembrane transport. Lineage: Eukaryota; Metazoa; Chordata; Actinopteri; Characiformes; Serrasalmidae. The transcript is spliced from 8 exons. The record is from RefSeq and is a predicted model, not a curated record. Gene Ontology annotation, cellular component: plasma membrane. Bases 123 to 1307 code for a protein of 394 amino acids. Gene Ontology annotation, molecular function: zinc ion transmembrane transporter activity.